AUGGAUGAAACACUUAUCGCAACUAUUAAUAAGCUACAAGAUGCCCUAGCUCCCUUAGGUGGAGGUUCUGGCUCACCUGUUGAUUUGCCUCAAAUAACUGUUCUUGGUUCUCAAUCAUCAGGGAAGUCGUCAGUCUUAGAAAAUAUAGUCGGAAGAGACUUUUUACCAAGAGGUACAGGUAUAGUAACAAGAAGACCCUUAAUUUUACAAUUAAUCAACAGAAGGCCAGCAAAAAGAAACUCCUCGAUCUUAGUGGAUAUCGAUGGCUCUUCAUCCCCCAAAUCUCCAAAUCUUAAUGGAUCUUCAAUAAGAACUGAAAAUAAUAAAGACGAAUGGGGUGAAUUUUUACAUUUACCUGGCAAAAAGUUUUUCAAAUUUGAUGACAUUAGAAAAGAAAUUGUUAAAGAAACCGAAAAAAUUACAGGUAAAAAUGCUGGAAUAUCAUCAAUCCCAAUAAAUUUAAGAAUUUAUUCUCCUCAUGUUUUAACUUUAACUUUAGUUGAUUUACCUGGUUUAACCAAAGUUCCUGUUGGGGAUCAACCAAAGGAUAUUGAAAAACAAAUUAAAGACAUGGUUUUAAAAUUUAUUUCAAAGCCAAAUGCAAUUAUAUUGUCUGUUAAUGCUGCUAAUAUUGAUUUGGCAAAUUCAGAUGGUUUAAAAUUAGCAAGAGAAGUUGAUCCAGAAGGAACAAGAACCAUAGGUGUUCUAACAAAAGUAGAUUUAAUGGAUGUGGGAACAGAUGUUAUUGAUAUCUUAGCUGGUAGAGUUAUUCCAUUAAGAUAUGGAUAUGUUCCUGUUAUCAAUAGAGGCCAAAAGGACAUUGAGACAAGUAAAUCAAUCAGAAAUGCUUUAUUAGAUGAAAAAAGGUUUUUUGAAAACCAUCCUUCUUACAGUUCAAAAUCUCAUUACUGCGGUACUCCCUAUUUAGCUAAGAAACUAAAUUCAAUCCUAUUGCAUCAUAUUAAGCAAACAUUGCCUGAAAUUAAAUUGAGAAUUGAGAGCGCUUUGAAAAAGUAUCAAUUAGAAUUAAAUAACUUGGGCCCAGAAAUUGUUGAUUCACCAUCUUCAAUAGUUUUGGGUGUAAUUACUAACUUUUGCAAAGAUUAUAAUAGUAUUUUAGAAGGUGAAUCCAAAGACAUUAGUUCUCAAGAAUUAAGUGGUGGUGCAAGAAUUUCGUAUGUUUUCCAUGAAAUUUUUAAAAACGGAGUUAACGCCUUGGAUCCAUUUGAUCAAAUCAAAGAUAUUGAUAUCAGAACCAUUAUGUACAAUUCAAGUGGUGCAAAGCCUUCGUUAUUUGUUGGCACAGGUGCUUUUGAAGUGCUAGUUAAACAGCAAAUUAGCAGAUUUGAAGAUCCUGUUUUGAGAUGUGUUACAUUAAUCUUCGAUGAAUUGGUCAGAAUUUUAACACAAAUUUUAUCAAAUCCACAGUAUUCAAGAUAUCCUGCUUUGAAGGAAAAAGUUUCCCAAGUGUUUGUAUUGUAUUUAAAAGAAAGAUUAAUCCCUACAAAUCAAUUUUCUAUUGAUAUUAUCAGAGCAGAACAAACAUAUGUCAAUACCGCCCACCCUGAUUUAUUAAAGGGGAAUCAAGCCAUGGCAAUGGUUGAAGAGAAAUUACAUCCCCCAAGAACUGUGCAAAUUGAUCCUAAAACAGGAAAACCUUUGAAGAUUCAAAACUCCCCUUCACCAUCGAUUAAUGGGCAAGCGCAAUUAGCUGCUGACGACAAAUCAAGUGGGUUCUUUGGAGGAUUUUUUUCCACCAAGAAUAAGAAAAGAAUGGUGGCAAUGGAGGCUCCACCUCAGGUAUUGAGAGCUUCGGGCUCAAUGUCAGAAAGAGAAACAAUGGAAACUGAGGUGAUCAAGUUAUUGAUUCAAAGUUAUUUCAAUAUUGUGAAAAGAACGGUAGCCGAUGUGAUACCAAAGGCAAUUAUGCUAAAAUUGAUUGUCAAGAGCAAAGAUGAAAUUCAAAAGAUUUUGCUAGAGAAGUUGUAUGGAUCUAAUGAUGUCAGUGAUUUGAUUAGAGAAAAUGAAAUAACAGUUCAAAGAAGAAAAGAAUGCAAGAAAAUGGUUGAGGUUUUGACCAAUGCCAGCGAGAUUGUUUCUAGUGUUUGA
Ascoidea rubescens DSM 1968 is the source of this 2109-nucleotide messenger RNA. RefSeq names its product dynamin-like GTPase VPS1 (gene VPS1). The transcript has a single exon. Bases 1 to 2109 code for a protein of 702 amino acids. NCBI's taxonomy places the organism in Eukaryota, Fungi, Ascomycota, Saccharomycetes, Ascoideales, Ascoideaceae. Gene Ontology annotation, molecular function: GTP binding; microtubule binding; GTPase activity. Gene Ontology annotation, biological process: peroxisome organization. The record is from RefSeq and is a predicted model, not a curated record. Gene Ontology annotation, cellular component: microtubule; membrane; peroxisome.